Messenger RNA from Beta vulgaris subsp. vulgaris (sugar beet), 6711 nucleotides. RefSeq lists its product as hypothetical. The coding region runs from base 359 to 6556 and encodes 2065 amino acids. The transcript has 21 exons. NCBI's taxonomy places the organism in Eukaryota, Viridiplantae, Streptophyta, Magnoliopsida, Caryophyllales, Amaranthaceae. Gene Ontology annotation, molecular function: protein binding; histone H3K4 methyltransferase activity. Gene Ontology annotation, cellular component: histone methyltransferase complex. The record is from RefSeq and is a predicted model, not a curated record. Gene Ontology annotation, biological process: positive regulation of DNA-templated transcription.
GCUUGAUGUCAGGAAUCAUAAACUGAGAACAAAAUAAAAAAACGCCUCGAAAUUCUCCUUCAUGUUCCUAUUUUCUCUCUCCUCUGUCUUUCUCCCUCACUCUCACUCUCUCACUCUCACUACUGCUAGUUACUCGAUGACAACAGCAAUUACUCCUUCGAAAUCUCCGGCAAAAAUUUGAAUAAAUUAAAGGAUGCUUUAUGUGAUAUUAAUUCGUUUUCUGAGAUUUGGACACUGAAUUUUUUAGGGAAAGUUCAUUUGAUCAGAUAUAUUGCGUUAUAUUUGAAGUGUUAGUUUUACACCCCAAAAAAAAAUUUUUGGGGGGUUGGGUGGGGUGGUGGUGUUGUUGGUUUGAGGUAUGGAGAAUGGUUGGCAAAUGAGAGGUGGUCUGAAAUUGCCAAUUUUGAGUUCGAGUUCGAGUUCAAGGGUUACUUCUUCCUUGGAGCAAAUUCAGUUCCAGGAGGCUAGGAAUCAGAUGAAUCUGAACAUAAGCCAUUGUAUUCUUCCCCAUGAUGCACGAGAAGAAGGACUCCUUUCUCCUCAAAUGAAACAGACAUCUACAUCCAAUAUAUUGAAUUUUGGUUCGUGCAAGCCAAUCCACCCUGAAGCUGGAAGUUCAUUUCACUCUCUGCUAUCAGUCCCACCUCCUCUCUCGCAAUAUGAUUUACAGCGACAAUCGAAUGUGCAUCCUUCUGGUGGUUGCUACGUUUUAGAUACUUCUGCUCAGGGCAAUGUUGGUAUGAUGCCAAGUUGGCCAUUAGACACAAGAGCUGGAGUAAAUUUACACCCUGUAUUACCUAGGCUUACUGUGAGCGCAAAUAAUGGUACUACUCGUGGCCUAAGUGAUGACGUCGGAACUCUGAGGGGACUUAUCACUCAUAAUGGCUCCAGGAAUGAAAGUGGAAUUAAUACUUCUUUGCAGAAGGGGGUAACUUGUACUCCUUUAAGCAGCAGUGAUGUGCUGGAUGCAUCUUUGCAAACACCCUCACCCACCUCUAAGAAACAAAAUUCAGUUGCAAGUGGGUGUCCUCGUGUCUUCUGCAUGGGUGCAUGUGGAGAUCUACUUCUCAGCAGCACAGGUCUUUUUGGUAUUCUCUGCUCAUGCCAUGGUAUGCACAUGUCAGUAUUCAGAUUUUGUGAGCAUUCAGGGUUAUCUGAUGUUAAUCCUGGCUAUGCUGUACGCCUGGAUAGCGGGGAGAGCAUUGCUCAAUGGCGUAAAGUGUACCUCCAACAGUUCGGGAUUAGGGCUCCAGGGGAUCAUAGAGGAUGGGACUGGCCGGAAGGAUUGUUAGCUACUUCUGGCUUGGCAAAUAGCAGCAUGCCUGUUGCUGAAAGGAGGAAGGUUUUUGACUUGUCUAGUCUGUUUAAUUCAUCUGCAGAGUCAGUAAAUUCUACACAGCCUCGGAACAAUGUGUCAACAAGCAGAACUCAAUCAGCCCAGGAAUAUUCUAAUCAGAUGUUAAAAACUGCUCAAUGGGAAAAUGGUUGUGACCACUGCAACAUGGACAGCUCCAGAAGGAGCUCGCACAAUAUGACAGAUAACACCAAAUUAGCUCACCCUACUCUCAGAAGUUUAACACCAUCAAUUCCAAGCGGCAAAAAAGGAUUAGGGGAUGAUUGUCAGUCGAGGUCCUUCCACUUUAUCUCCUCUUGUGAGAACUCGUUUAGUUCUGCUUUUCAGAACAUGCAGAGUGUUAGCUCCAAGGCAAACAAAAUUUUAAAGGAUGACAUUCUGCCGAGAGGUGCAAUUCCUUCUAGCAUCGAGUUAAAGCUUGGACAGCCAUCUCAGCUAAGUUGGGGAUCAGGAUCUGCUGCUCUAUCAGCUGUGAGACCUCACACUAGCAGUGUCCAAACAAAUACUAUCCAGAAGAAGCUGAAUCACAAUUUAAAUGCAAAAGUCACUGGACAUAGUAAGCAGCAUAAUUUUCGCCAUCCAGCAUCUGAUUUCAGCAUAACAAAAGAAGCAUCCCAGGCCGGCCCUCUAAACAAGGCACCAACUCUAUUUCAGGCAGGCCUUUUCAGUAAUACAGUGAGUUCUAGAAACGGUGCUACUCAUGCAGAAUACUCGACAAAUAGAUUGCAUAAUAAUUUUUCAAUGUCAGUCCCUGUUCCCCCUUCAAAUACUUCAGCUGGAGGGAGUUUGUAUCACAAGGAAACGAGUAAAAGAAUGAAAGACAGCCAUCCUUCCAGUCCUUGGACUCUUCAUUGCCAACCACAUGUAGAUAGGUCUAUAUUGAUAGACUUCUCAUGUACUGGAGAUGCUCCAGUCAGGCCUUUAGACAUCAAUAGAUUAGAUUUGCCAAAUAACAAGGGCAGAACUAUGGAUGCAACAUGUGGGCAUAAAGAUCCCAAUUUUGGGAGUGAAUCGAGCUCUAGGUUUUAUACUAAGGAGAUGGAAAGUACCUGUUUUUCUAGAAUUGGAAAAGUAUGUAAUUCUAAUAGUAGCACAUUGUCUGCUGCGAAUUUUAGUCCACUUGGGAUGACUAACAAGUUAUCUGGUGUCGCUGGGCCUUCAAACAAUGUUGGGAAUGCAAGUAACCUGGCAGGCAAUCUUGACGGAGAGCAGCUCUCCGAAAAAAUGAGGAAUUCGUUUUUGUGUUUUAAAGCAACUCCUACUUUGCAGGCCACUUCCAAUGGCUUCAGCCCAUUGUCAGCAGUCCUGGCUCCAGGUCUUAAUUCUGCUUUUUUCAGUGAAGAUAUCGAGGCUGUAAACUCGCAUGCAUCAGAUGAGAGUUUGAGACUACUCGCUUUGAGGAAUGUAAACAAAUCAUCUAAAGAAGAACCUCUAAAUGCUUCCCUUGUAUACAAUCAACAACCUCAAAUCCAUUCUGACCAAAGACAACAAAGCAAGAACUGCAGCAUUUCUGAUUUGAGAGCACAGGAUUUAUUUGUUGAUCAAGGGUCUUUAGAAGCACACAUGCAUGGGCGUCCAUGUCCUGUUAGACACAUCGCCUCAUCGCCUUUCCUGCCUGAUGCUAGUCAUAAGAAUGGUAGAAAUCUGGGUGCUAUUACUGAAGAGAUGAGAGUACUUUCUGAGUUGACUGACAAGUAUAAUGAAGAUUCUUGUAAUCUACAGCCAAAGCAAAAGUCUUCACUGAGCGUUGGAAGACGAGAAAACGUGGAGUGUGACUGUAACAAGGUGCAAAGAUGUCAUGGAAGAUCAUAUCCUCACAUUUCGGACAGGUGCAAUUGCAAUUUUCACACAUUAUGUACAAAUAGGGAGCAGGACUGCAAUGGUAGUGGCUCUAUGUAUGGCUUAAAAAACCAAGAAAGCAUCGCAGUUGUUGAAACCCCUACACUUAAUAGUUCAAGAUUUUCUGGUGAUUGUGUGUCUAUUGAAAAAGCGAUCCUGAUGGAAUGCAAGAGGAAGGAACAUAAUUUUAAACUUGACUGCCAGAAUUCUAAAUGGACUGAUGUUCCUCGGAAGGCAAAUACAGUUUCUAAAGUGAGAUGCUCAGAUGGACCAGUGCAUUUAUUGGACUCUAUGAAAAAAUAUGAAUCUUAUUAUUUGAAAGAGCCCGCUGCUAAAGGCACUGCCAGAACAAGCCAGGCAGCUGAGUUAUUGAAAGGAAAAGAAAUAUCAGACAUUUCUUCUGGAUGUUCUGCACGAGUUGCUACCCAAGCAUCUAAUGAAGUUAACGUACUUGAUUCUUGUACUGCCAAUGCUGGUCAUACUGUAUAUGACAAUGGCCAUAUAGCAGAUCAAGGAUCUGCUAUUUCCAGGAGCUGUUCUUCUGUUGAAGCAAUUGAUAGUAUUAGAGAUCCAGAACUUGUUUGUGAGAACAAGACUAGAUCUACUGAAGAAAAAUCUUUGACCGUGUUGGCAAAUGUUGCACGACAUGGCCUAAGUAGUGACUGUAAGCUAACAAAUUCAAAAUUAAAUGAACUGCAAAAUUUCACCCUCUCUGGAGGCAGUUCUGGUGAAAUCUCUAAUGAGAUUCCAGACGCCAAUGGAUUCAAGCCUAUAAAGAGAAAGCGUACAAAAAAAUGGAGGAUGCUGGGAACAUCAUCCACUGCCUCAGAAAUCUCUUCAUUACCCUCUGAAUCUCGAGUAUGUGCUAUAAGUGCUGUCGAUCACCAUGGUCCUACUUCUGAAGAUGCUCAAGUGCUUCUUCAAUCUUAUCUAAAUUCAUCUAAGAUGCUUAACGUCAACUCAAGCUGUAACACUCUCGAAAGGAGGUCUGCCUUGUUUUCAGUCAAAAAGCUUUCUCGUAAAAGAGAUUUAAAUGGGAUAUAUAACACUGUGGAGGCUGAGGCUGGUGAUCGGAGACCAUUGAAAAGCAAUGAUGACUCCACCGACAUGGCAGAACACGCUUCUGUAAAAAAGUUAAAACAGGUUGAGCCUUCUGAAUCUGUUAGGAAACAGAUGAAAGCUACUGAAGCUGUCAAAAGAUAUUGGUUGCACGAUCUGAUUUCUGAUGGAACUUUGAAGUGCAGUUCAAAGGGAUACCCAAAGGCGAAACCUGUAGCUUGUGGCAAAUACGGUAUUAUUUGUAAUCAGGAAUUAGAUAUUGACCAAUUAAAGCCACCUAAAAUUGUUCCUCUGAGCCAGGUUUUGAAAGCUUCUAAAAGAUGUGCUAAGUUUGAUAAAAGACCUGGGGUGCCGUCAAAGAAAAAAAAGCAUACUAUUCGCUGCAGUGGUGGUAGCAAAUACCUUGAUGUAUCAUCUAGUCCCCCUCAAACCCAACUUAGCCGAUACAAUAAAGUGCUUUCAUGUCAUAGCGGGGAUAUUGAUGCUUCUUCUAAGGAGACUCAGAAGAUACACCUGGAUCAUACACAUACUGAUGAUCUUGAUGUAUCGUAUGAAGUUGAAACUAAUGGAGAUGAAAAUAAUCUGAGUGGUUCAACUGGUCUUCCAGCUGCUAAGACCAAGGAAAUUCGUAUGCGCAGUCUCUAUGAGUUAUCUAUGAGAGGAAACAAAUUCAUAUCUGCAGAUAUCAGUCGUUUACAAAAUUUAAUGUGUGCACCAUCAACAGUAUGUGGAAUGGAAAGGAUCUCAUCAGAGGCUGCUGGUAGAAGUGAUGGUGGUGAAAGUAGAGCUUCCGGGAGAAGAUCCUGUAGAAAACGGCGCUGUACUUCUCUGAUGUCAGAAAUGGGUGAAUUAUGUUGCGUGUGUGGAAUAUCUAACAAAGACAGUGGCAACUGUUUGUUGGAGUGUGGGCAUUGUUCGAUACGAAUCCAUCAGGCUUGCUAUGGGAUUUCAAGAGUACCAAAAGGGGAUUGGUAUUGCAGACCAUGCAGAACAUGUUCUAGGAAUGUUGCUUGUGUCCUUUGUGGUUAUGGAGGGGGGGCCAUGACUCGUGCAUUUGGCAGCCGCAAUGUGGUGAAAAGUCUUUUGAAAGCGUGGGAUAUUAGGACAGAACCUCAUAUUAUGAGCAUGGGCUCUGCUGAAGCCUUGUAUUUCCCAGCAAAGAUGGAGUGUCUAAACAAUUCGGAAAGUGCAACAUAUCAGCCCUGUCCUUCAAUUACACCGGUGGUGCAUAACAGCAUAAUAUCAGGAUUGUUUGAUCCAACUGUCAAGCAGUGGGUCCAUAUGGUUUGUGGACUAUGGACUCCAGGAACACGAUGUCCCAAUGUGGACACCAUGAGCGCCUUUGAUGUUUCUGGUGUUUCCCACCUGAAAGAACACAUGAUUUGCUACAUAUGCAAAAGACCCGGUGGUUCCUGCAUACGUUGCCGUGUUGAGACAUGCCAUACUCAUUUUCAUCCUUGGUGCGGUCAUCAGAAGGGUCUGCUGCAAAGUGAGGUUGAAGGAGUUGACAGUGACCAAGUUGGAUUUUAUGGGAGAUGUUUGCUUCAUGCUAAUUCCAGAGCUUGUCAUUUAGAGAAUGACAAUGAUACCAACAAGGCUGAUUCUGAGACUGGUCGAGAAGAAGAGCCAACUUGUGCCAGAACAGAGGUUUAUCAGAGAAAACCAAAGGGAGAUGGAGGACAUCAUUCGUCCUAUCCACGUAGUGCUAAGGUCGGGCGCCUUGUCCCUCAGGCGCAAUUAGACGCGUGGCAUUACAUUAACAGACACAAGCUGGGCAUGAAUAGGCAGCCUAAACCUCCAGUUUCAGAUGUGGACCAUGAUUGUCGGAAAGAAUAUACUCGAUACAGGCAAGCUAAGGGCUGGAAACAUUUGGUAGUAUAUAAAUCUGGAAUUCAUGCCCUUGGUCUAUACACAUCUCGGUUUAUCCAGCGUGGUGCUAUGGUUGUUGAGUAUGUUGGUGAGAUAGUGGGGCACCGUGUUGCCGAUAAAAGAGAGAAUGAGUAUCUGUCUGGGAGAAAGCUUCAGUAUAAGAGUGCAUGCUACUUUUUUAGGAUAGAUAAGGAACAGAUUAUUGAUGCUACCUGCAAAGGUGGGAUAGCUCGGUUUGUCAACCAUUCUUGCCAGCCAAAUUGUGUCGCCAAAGUGCUAACCGUCAGGGGCGAGAAGAAGGUUGUAUUUUUUGCUCAAAGAGAUAUAUAUCCUGGGGAAGAGAUUACUUAUGACUAUCAUUUCAAUCAUGAAGAUGAAGGUAAAAAAAUUCCUUGUUUUUGCAAUUCGAAAAAUUGCAGGCGUUAUUUGAACUAGAGGAAGCCGUAGAUUCAUUGGGUAAUGAUGUGUAUUUUUAAUUAUUGGGAUCUUGUCUUGUAUGAGUUGUGAUUUCAUGAUUUCGAUGUAAAUACUAGGGUGAUGACACCUCCUGUUAAUAUGGCUGUAAAAUGUUCAUGUAUCCUGUUGAUCAA